AUGACACCUUCAACGACAUUGGUGUUAAGCACACCAGAGCAUGCCAGCCCAUCAUCUCAAACUGGGACACCCACUGUCCCUGAGAAGUCAACUUCAACUCUACCCUCAUCAACACUGGACAAAGUCGAUGACACAAACAAACCUCUCCCCGUGACAACUAUGGCAGUUACAAACACCUCUUCACCCACCACAGCCAUCCCAAGGACCACUGUUCUUAGCACAGCCACAGCUGAGACUCAGGAAAAGGACACUACAGCUGAACCCCCAACUCUAGGAACAAUCUCCACAACGAGCAAGCCACCAGACACCCACCAGAGCACAGUCACACAGACACAUUCCCAGCCAGCACAGGUGACUUCUGAUGUUAGCAUGACUCUAGGAACAACCCCAUCAGCAACAAAGUUCACCAACACUGGAUUGGUAUCAUCAGUGUCCCCAAACCUCAGGGACACUGAUAGGACCGUGAUGACACCUUCAACGACCGUGAUGACACCUUCAACGACAUUGGUGUUAAGCACACCAGAGCAUGCCAGCCCAUCAUCUCAAACUGGGACACCCACUGUCCCUGAGAAGUCAACUUCAACUCUACCCUCAUCAACACUGGACAAAGUCAGUGACACAAACAAACCUCUCCCCGUGACAACUAUGGCAGUUACAAACACAUCUUCACCCACCACAGCCAUCCCAAGGACCACUGUUCUUAGCACAGCCACAGCUGAGACUCAGGAAAAGGACACUACAGCUGAACCCCCAACUCUAGGAACAAUCUCCACAACGAGCAAGCCACCAGACACCCACCAGAGCACAGUCACACAGACACAUUCCCAGCCAGCACAGACAGACUCAAGCUUAGGCACUGUUACAGCCCAAUCACCCAAGCCUUCCACAGUCUUUAUCUAUAGCUCCUCAGACAUAACCAAAUCCUCCACCAUAAUUGGGACCAGUCCGGCAUCCCCAAACUCUACCCAGAGUAGUGGUCCGGGAGGUGGUGCCUGUGCUUUGGAUGAGUAUCUAGACAGCACCGGAGUUUGUAUGUGCAAUGAUAGCUACUACUCCCAUUUGGAACUGUCCAGGGAGAUAGGGACCCUGCACUGCAGGAAAUGGGAUAUUAAGGUGGCUCUGAGGACCUGUCUCCUGAAGACUCACCACUGGGUCCUGAAGAAAGAUGCCUUCUCUAGUUGUUCCAGUAUCAACACCACAGAGCAGGGUCGCCGGGUCCAGGUCUUUCAGUUGAUGAAGAAGGAAGGGACUUGUGGACUACACAUCUCUACUAACACCAGCCAUGCCCUGCACUCUUUGGAUGUGCAUCUUGAACCGGCUGUCCCUGGCUCCAAAAACCCUGACUUGGGAGUGCUCCACUUCAGCUGCGCAUACCCCCUGGUGGUGAAUGUCAGCCAGCCUGUCUCCUACCAGGAGGACUCCAUUCCCACCAUCCACACCAUCCACGUUCCCAGUACCGGAGAGACCAUCAUCACCCUGAGCAUCUUCACAAACUCUGAACUCACCACUCCACUCAAGAACAGCACAGCUCCUGUGGGCAUGACCCUCUACGUGGUCCUCAAGUCCACCAACAGUGAUCCUGACCGAUUUGUCCUGGUGGCUAAUGAGGUCUUUGCCAGUAGCAACCCCUCCAACACAGUGGCUAAGGCCACCUAUCAUUUUGUGAAGGAGAGCUGCCCAGUCCAGGGCCGGCUGCUCCAGGACUUGAGCAACGGGGCCUCCAUACAUGUAAUUCUGGCCUUCACUCUGUCACGAUUCUUGAACAGUGACAUGCUCUACCUACACGCCCAAGUGACCCUCUGUGACAAGCAAGCAUCCCGCCUAUGCCAACCAUCUUGUAGUGGGAAGGAUCCCCUGCGGAGAAAUUCACCCUGGAACUCUCGAGCUGGGACCCGUCUGGAACCUGGCAGUAGCCCCAGCUCAUCUGCCAAGACCCUCCCAAUGUCUUGUUCUGAGACCCUGGGCUUUCACUGA
This is a messenger RNA of Cricetulus griseus (Chinese hamster), 1974 nucleotides long. NCBI's taxonomy places the organism in Eukaryota, Metazoa, Chordata, Mammalia, Rodentia, Cricetidae. The record is from RefSeq and is a predicted model, not a curated record.